Sphaeroforma arctica JP610 is the source of this 3292-nucleotide messenger RNA. RefSeq lists its product as hypothetical. The record is from RefSeq and is a predicted model, not a curated record. Bases 348 to 2951 code for a protein of 867 amino acids. NCBI's taxonomy places the organism in Eukaryota, Ichthyosporea, Ichthyophonida. The transcript is spliced from 4 exons.
UAGUGAUAAACGGAACGGCUAAAAGCAAUAUAUAUCAUGAUGCUGACCUGGAGUGUGAAGUACAACCUUCACUAGUACAAAUCCGGUAUUAAAUGUAUCCAUUCUCUGCACCGAAUCUAGUCUAAAUAACAAAUACACUACAACACAUAAUUUUAUAUAUAGUCUGCUAAAUAUCAUUUACACUACUCGAAAAGGAGGGGCUUGAUACGAAAGUCACACCAUACGAUCAACAUCAUACUUAGUUUAUUUAAGGACAUAGUCACACAUAUCACAAUCAUAUCUUUUCGUAUACAAAAUUUCAACCAUAAUUAGUCUAUAUAGAAGUUAGAUGUGUCAGAUUAAGCACAAUGGACAUGGCAUUGCACCCAGCGGUGAUACGAGGGAUGAGCGGUAUCAGUAAAAAGCCUGUGGUCCCUGAAGGUCCGCCUAUAGUUAAAAUGCAGGUCUCGCCAAUUAGAAGUGUUGCGAUUGUAGGUGACUGUACAAGCCUACAAGCAAGCUUCAUGAAUGCAUUGAAAGGAAUUGGAGACAAACGUUCAAGAUUCUUCGUGAUCAGCACCCUCAAGCUCAUCCACACAAUAGUACUGGCGGACGUAAUCUUGGUGUGCUUCGAUAGCGCGGAUGCCGAUUCCUUAAAUGAUGCGAAAGAAUGGGCGGCUAAAAGUAGUAAACAAACAGAAAAGGCUACGCUCAUACUGGUAGGCCUCUCCCGUGGGGAAUCGGAGGUAAAGCGACAGGUGGUGGCUGAGGCAAAUGGGUUGUACAAACUAUUCGGGGCCAAGUACUACAUGCAGUGCAACAUCCUCUCCCGCCUGGAAGUAGUGGAUGUGUUCAUGACAACCUCCGUGGAAGCCUUGGCCGUUAUAGCGAAGAACCGGGUGACCCAUCCCGUACCCGAGCCCCAUGUUAAACAUAGCGCCAACUUCAACAUAAUAGGCAAACUACACCAUGUACACCACAAUAAAAGCAACGCCAAGAAGCUCUCAUUCGCCAGCUCGACCAAACCUGGCGCGACCCGCAACAGUCUCAAGCACACGGACAAUUAUGUGAUAGAUGCGCAGGCGAUGAUCGGGAUAGGAGGUGUAGGCAGCAUAAGCCCAGGCAACUCUCCCAAGACACGUAUGUCGAGCAAGAGCAAAGACAAAGAUAAGGAGAAGGAGAAAGAGAAGGCGAAGAAGAAGGCUCAGAAAGAGGCUCAGAAGGACAAGUUGGGCAAGAAGAAGGAUCACAAACGCACUGUGAGUGUGGAGUGUUCAAUGAAACCCUCAUAUAUAACACAGUCUGAUAUGACUAGCAGCCCCAGUGCCAUCUUUACGCGGGAUAGCUCGGCGGGUGUGGGUGGGUAUCUGCCGGGUAACUUGGUGGCCAGGACGAGAGGAUCGGUGCCAUCGGCUGCGGUAGUAGUUGGGGAUAUGCAUGCGAAUGGGAAUGGUCUACAACACAGCCCAAAAUCGGGACUCUCUAGGCCCCAAAACCAAGCCAAUGGCGACAGUGGGGGUGGUACUGGAAGGCAAUUGGACAGGCGGGCCAUUUCGGAUACAACGGUCUUUUUCCCACAGCAUUCGGAGGAGAGCCACCACUCCGCGACGUCUGCGGAGAGAGCGCUCGGCCCUCAGCCACACCCCACCGGCACAGGUGCAGGUGCACACACCGCACACCCAAUCAAACCACAUCACACCAGCUGCGACCCUCAAAUAGGCUUCAGACGGUCUCAGUCACACGCCCACACGCCCACGCAGUCUCGCACAUCCAGUCUAGUGCCGGCGGGGGAUGGCCUGAACAGCUUUGAUCCGACCAUGCACCUGGGAACCACGGCACCGGCUAUGGGGGGAGUGUCACGGUCUAUGAGUGCUGCGGGUUUGGCCCAACUGGCUACGUUUGUCGGCCCUGGGGUGGGACAAAUGGGACUGGCAGGACAAGCCGUGUAUGCGGGUGGAGGUAGCAAUGCAGCGAGUUGUGGGAGUAUAGCAGGCCAAAAUCAGCAAAGCGCUUAUAGUGAGCUGCAGACUGCGGGGUUUUCUGGGUUGACGCCCAUGAGCAUGAUCAUGGAUGAGGAUGGGGAGGGUCUGGUGAUGAUCACGCCGGCGAGUGUGGAUGGGUAUGCUUGUGUAAGAGCUCCGACACGGGAUAGUACAACCAGCAACUCGUCAUCUCAAGGUGGUGUAGUGUUUGAGGGGAUCGAUGACCACACCGUAACUAGUCCUGAUGAGACCAGGAGGAGAAUCAUGACCACAGGCGAUAACACCGGCAGUGACACCAGCGUGAAAACAAACUCCAGCACCGUGGGUCCCACGGUCGCUCGGUGCCGGAAUAGCCAGGGAGGUGCAAGUAUCGCUAGCUCUGGCAUUGGCCCGGUUAAGCAUCAGGGGGGUAUGCGUCCGUGCCUGUCCCAUCUGACUAUAAAGGACCACGAGGCGGCGAAACUGGCGCCGAACUCGGGCAUGCACCGUUCGUCGUUUACGGAUACGAGACUCCCCACUGCCAGAGGUGCGCCGAGAGGGAGUAAUAGGCGGUCAAUGGGAGAUGUGAGCAUUACUAGCAACGGUACGGCGAUCAGCCAAGCCACGGGUAUGAGCGGUUUAAGCCAACGGCGGCACAGCCCGUACUACAAUGUGGAGGGAGUGGAGAUCGGUGUUAAUAACACGACCGAUGGAACGAUCUCAGGAGAAGAAGGGGAGGACGGGAAACGGGAUAAGGAUGGCAAGGGCGGGAGGUUCAACAAGCUCUUCCGCCGAGGUUCGGACUACGAGGAUCUCGUGAAGGUCAGAGUGAAAAGUCCCGUGGCAUCGCCUGUUAUUGUGAUGAAACGGCACGCCACACUGACACGGCUGAGUGAGAUUAAGGGGCUGAGCACGAAGUAUGAUGUUGUGGGUAAUCCCAGGAGAACUAAGAGCCUGCACACGCACUCGCAAACGGCUACGGGGAGGGCGAGUUCACGGAAAAGCAACUGAUACGAGGAGUCGUCUGUUCACUGGGAUGGGAUAAAAAAAUCACGUUUGAAUAAAAUGUAGUAUCAUAAGUGGAUAUGAUAAGAUAUCUCAAGUUUUGCUUUUGUGGGGAGGAAGUAGAUAAAUAUGAUUUUGCGAGAGUUGCAAUGCGGCCCGACUACUAAGUAUGAUGAUACGGAAAGUCCCAGGGGCACUAGGAAAUUGUACUCAUACUCAAAUGGCAGUGAGGGCAGGGCGAGUACCCGACAUAAGUAGUGGCCAAUUUAAAGUUACAGGUUCCAGGAUGAGAUGAAGUGGCAUGCAUGUUCCAUAGAAUGUUUGAUACGAAAAUAAAGAUAUAAUAC